AUGGCAACUCGCAGGACUUCCGUGGCCUUUCCCGACGGGUCUCAACCACCGCCUUUGUUGACCUACCUGAAGGAAUAUAAUUCUACGGACUAUUGCGGAUCGAGCGCGACACCUGCGUCAGAUCCCUCGCGACGUUACCCCCGAUCCAGCCAUGAUGAAUUCUCGCCUCUUCCAAACAGCUCCUCCCGGAUUCCAGAGCUCGAGCUUCACGAUCUGUGGGAAUGCAGUCACUGCGGGCAUCUUACCCGGUCUCAGCGGAUAAGUAAAAGACACCAGGUUGCUGCUGCACAUCGUGCUGACGGCCUUCCGUGGGCGCCUCGCCGCGUGCAAGGCCAAUCCUGGUUCCAAUCCAGCCGAUACCUGCGCUUCUGGACCACCGCGCCCGUGGACCAUGGUCGACCAGCCAGCAUGCCAGUGGAAACCACGGAAGAUCCGCCCUCCUCCUCGGCUGCUGACACAAUACUAAUAGGCGAGCCGGAGAUCGCUCCAUCCCAACUUGAUCCGGUCACAGAGGACAACCGGAGAAUCAAACCCAACGAACUACCGGUCCGACCGCUGCGACCCCUGGCCCCGAAGCCCGUAGACGCGGAGCCAAUAGAACGACCGACCACACCAUUGCAAACCCCACCCCUGACUGGCAACCACACGGCCCGAUGGAUCCGGGAAAUUCAGCACCUAGAGGCUCGUGGGAUCCACCGACAGCACCCUGCGCAAGAGGCCCGUCCGGAUCCUCGGCUCUUUGUUUUUCAGGCCCGUCAUAUGGAGGACGAUGUCACACCAUGGCUGCUGCAGACCGACUGGCUUCGAUUCCUGGAUGGCCGUUAUCUUCGGGUGUUGGCCGAAGCGUCCGCGCCAGACCCUGGCCGGCUGCAGAGCCAUCCAGGUCUGCAAUCUUUCUGGCCAGGAGCGCUAUGGGACGAUAAGGAGUUAGUCCCAGAUGAGCCCGCAGGGAGCAUCCAGCAGAUGUCGGUCAACAUUUUAGACCUGGUUAUUGCAUCGUUUGACCGGGUCCUUAACCGAGCCCUGGACAGCUUAGCGUCCACCCAUCCGCCAAUCCGUCGUCUAUUCCGCAGCUCAUCGCAGACCGGUUUGAGUGCGGUGGAACUCGACCGGCAGCAGCCAAAGACGCUCCAACGCUAUCGCCGCGUAUGGCGGCGGUAUCUGGCCUGGAUGGUACGCGGAGCCCCUCUGACUGACCAAGAGCGCACGGAGAUCCUCGGCCUCCGGUUGGACAAGUAUGAGCGGGAGCAUCUCACCCGGAUCUGGGACACCCUCCAGGCAUACCUGGCUCAUCCGGAAGAAACCCUCGCAGCGGGCCACUUCCUUCAACGAAUGGAGCAAACUGAUGCUCGGCGGCAGGCAGUUAAGCGCGCCUAUGAUCGGAGUAACCUGGGUGAACUCGCUGCAAUAUCGAGUCCUGUUCCCACACCUCAGACUACAUCAUCUACCACCACUGCCAACUCCCGGGCGGGUACCGCUGCCGUGCGCAAACGGCCGCGGCGAGAGAGCGUGACCCCGACACCAUUGCCACCACCAAUGCGCCGUGGCCAUCGCCGUACAGCCUCCCAAGCUCGAUUGUUAACUCCGACGAAGGCCUCCGGCACUCGACUCCGCGAUCCUCGUGUAGGCGGCAGUGUGUCUACCGGUGAGAACUCACCGGUCCCCUCACCGCGACGUGUUGAAAGAAUGGUUGCAGUGUGUAUCCCUAUAACUCCACCCUUGUGUCAUCUCCAGACGCUCAAUCCUCUCAAACCAGAUACCGCCUCAGAACCUGCGUGGUUAGGGAGCCCGGGGCACAUCCCCGGCGAGAUAAGCGACACCGAUUUGACAUCGAGUGAUUGGUCUGAUGAGGAGGAAGAAGACUUCCUGACCAGUACAGAAUCGCCGAUCCCGUCUAUGGGUGACGGCGCCGACCUAGAUCGACGAGCCGGAGGGGCGUGCCUCAGCUUCCACCGGAAUCAGACUGGCAACAAAUUUGACAGCAGUCUAGUUGCACUAACAGCCGUGCUUGCGAUUCACCCUGUCCAUCUCACUGUGGCCGGUCCAUAUAGCUACACCAGCGACCUGGCUGCCAUCCUCUGGAUUUCACGGCUGCUUCUGCUGGAGUAUGCACUGCCCGCCAAGCCAUACCACUUUAUUAAUGACGUGCCGGUCCGUGACCAGUAUCGGAACCGAGUCCGACGAGCCGCAGCGGUGCACUACACCUUUGGAGUCCGGCAUACUUUUUACCCACUGGAGGAGAUUUUACGGCUGACCGCCCAUGGGAUAUACCAGAUGUAUCACGAGGUGCGUCCAGCCUCGAUCACCUGGUCUCCGGACCAAGAGACAGUGUACUACCGGCAAAACCCCACUGGCUAUACCAUGACCAACUUCCGUCACUGGAUCCAGCACCUGAUCCACACGACCACAGACUUCUUUAACCGGGAGCUCCUGCUGGGCUACGUUGAGGACUUUACGCUAGCGGACUUGGUCGACGUGCCCAUAUCCACCGUCUGGCGUGCGGCCGCUUCGGCAGGUUUCGACACACUGGGAUAUCCAGGCCAUGCGAUUGUUACCUGGGGCCAGACCAGUCGUGAGAAGGAGCUACUCACCAUUAAAUGGCAGAAUACCGCGACAUCCCAGCGGAAUAUCUUUCUCAGCAACGGCCAGGUUAUGAUCGUAACCGAAUAUCACAAGACCCGCCGCCGGACCGUCCGUACCCACCCCGUUGCUCGAUUUCUUCCCUCCGCGGUGGGCCGGCUGCUUGUAACGUAUCUAAUCCACGUCCGUCCCAUGCUGGUGGCGUUUAACAUCGACUCAGCCGUUUUUAACAGUGCCUAUCUAACCACCCUAAGUUAUCGCCAUCUGUCUAUCGCCAUUGCCAAGAAACAUCUCCGCCCCCAGAUGACUGGAUCUGACCUGCAGUCCGCCGAGACAGUCCUCCAUAAUAUCCUUGCCGCCCAGGCCGGUCAUCAUUCCCAUAUCAAUAAUCAGAUCUACGCGGUUGAGGACACGUAUCCAUUAGGGUCUCCUUCCCAGUCGCCAAGAAGCAUUCCAGCGCGCGAAACCACGACCCCUCGUCAUCUGGCAGAGGUUAACUCUGAUAACAGUGUGGGAUCCAACAAGCAAGAAUAUGGAUUUAUUGGCUUUGAGCCCAUUCCCCAGCUGAAAGUCAUAGUUUGCCGUCGAUGUCGGUAUGCUGUGCGACCCGAUGAAGUAGAGCGCCAUCUAAAAAGCAGCAUUAUCUAUCCCAUCGGACAGUGA
Messenger RNA from Aspergillus tanneri, 3243 nucleotides. RefSeq lists its product as uncharacterized. The transcript has 10 exons. Bases 1 to 3243 code for a protein of 1080 amino acids. The record is from RefSeq and is a predicted model, not a curated record. NCBI's taxonomy places the organism in Eukaryota, Fungi, Ascomycota, Eurotiomycetes, Eurotiales, Aspergillaceae.